AUGGCCACACACACGUGCACCCAGUUUUUGAGCCUAAGCGAAAUUUCGCCUGCGAAAACGGCUACCACCUUUACUUUGGAUGCAUCCCACUUUGGUAGAUGUGAUCUUAAUCUAUUCAUCGAUAGCUUGGAGACCAUCUCCAAACUUGAAAAAGAACGGCACGAACGCCGCCAACGUCGGCGAGAGCAGAAGAUCCAAAAGGAGCGAAUGGCCGAGCUGGAGGAUGAGCGCUGCACAAGCCCAACGCCCAGUGCCGAUGAAGCCGCCGACGAGCCAGUUAUGUACUUGGAGGCCAAGUGCAUUCCGUACGCGGUUUCUAGUGCCCUGCCUGUCCUUACGGAACCUGGUAUGCCAGAGUAUUACACCUGCAACGACGAAGCCUACAGUAGCGCCUCCCAGUCACCGCGCAGCAGCGUCACUUACUGCAGCUGUGGCGGCAUUUCCAGCCUAGACUCCGACUCCGCCGAGUCGGGGGUUUGCGACAUCAGCUCGCCGCCGCCCCUGCGACCCCGCUCUCAGGUGAUCACGAAGCCGAAGCAACGUUCUACAAGAUCCCGUAUAAUCAGCAUGGUUUUGAAGCGGGAGUAUGCCAAGGCACCGUUAGCUGAGAAGUCCAAACACUGCGAUCAUCUACUCAGCGACACCAUCAGUCGCCAGUACGGAGGACUAACCACCAAAUCCCGACGCGGCAUCGCCUGUCUGCAGGGGUCCCCGGAAGAGCGCUUUCUGGACAAGGCCCUGCGAUACCUAACUUUGUGA
Molecule: messenger RNA, 759 nt
Organism: Drosophila serrata
Lineage: Eukaryota; Metazoa; Arthropoda; Insecta; Diptera; Drosophilidae
Gene: dunk
Product: disrupted underground network
Source: RefSeq, a predicted model, not a curated record